AUGAGUCUACCGAAGGACAUUUUGUCAGAAUGGGUCCUGUCCAACGUCAAGAAGUAUGAUCGCACGCUUGUUGGAGAACCGGUCAACGGUACAAGAAAAAUCUCCGGUCAACUCUUGUCACCUCCGGAUACUGUGAUGGCAUCCAGCGCGUCAUCCUCCUCUGCCCAAGUUGCACAACCACAUCCUGACCUCGAGGUACCACUUCAUCUGUACUCCAUGCAGGCGUUCGAAUUUCUAGGAUUCACGUCAAGCGCCGCAGAGUCGCUCCUCGCUACCUGGACCCGUGACGACGAAGCCGACCUCGAAGACGCCAUAAUCGCUCGCAUUGUGAACUUCGGCGGUCAUGAUUCUGAUGACGAGCGGACCAGUAUGAGUAAGAUCGGAAUUUCCGCGGAGUUGCAAGAGAAGGUCAUGGACCCUGAGUAUGAAGACGUGAGAAGCACCCAGUGGUUGAGUUACUGGAUACUGGAGACUGUCUUCGAAAAUCUUUGGACUCUCAAGAAUUUGAGUGAACGACUCAACCGAAACCUGGCUGUUAUUCAGUCCGGUCAAAGUACCACUUGA
This is a messenger RNA of Alternaria novae-zelandiae, 564 nucleotides long. RefSeq lists its product as uncharacterized. The record is from RefSeq and is a predicted model, not a curated record. The coding region runs from base 1 to 564 and encodes 187 amino acids. Lineage: Eukaryota; Fungi; Ascomycota; Dothideomycetes; Pleosporales; Pleosporaceae. The transcript is spliced from 2 exons.